Molecule: messenger RNA, 378 nt
Organism: Psammomys obesus (fat sand rat)
Lineage: Eukaryota; Metazoa; Chordata; Mammalia; Rodentia; Muridae
Product: cystatin-S-like
Exons: 3
Coding region: 1-378 (125 amino acids)
Molecular function (GO): cysteine-type endopeptidase inhibitor activity
Source: RefSeq, a predicted model, not a curated record
AUGGCCUGCCUGCUUCAUGCUCAGACACUCCUGCUGACCACCCUCAUGGUGGUUCUGAACCUGAAUCUGAACGCUGUGCUAGGUCAGUUAUUUAGUGACACACAUAAUGUCAGUAGGAAGAAGAAAGGGGUCACAGAAAUGCUGAGCUUUGCUGUCAACAAGUACAAUGAAAAAUACAGUGAUUUGUACCUGAGUCAUGUUGUGGAAACAGUAUUUAUACGAAAAACGGUUGGUGCUGAAAUAUACUUCUUUGGUGUGAUCCUAGCCCAAACCACAUGUAUGAAGUCCCAGUAUGACUUGACCAACUGUCCCUUCAAUGAGGAGGCUGAUCAGAAAAAGAUUACCAGCAACGAUGUCCACAGUAGAUUAGACUGCUAA